GUGACGAACUUCCUGGUUACACUUUCUCGCAGGUCCCGGUCCCCUUAUUAAUGGGUAGGCUGUGCUCGCUCCCGCACAGGCAACAGGGAGGACGCGGUCUGCAGGCGGAGGGACGGACUCACAAUGAGAAGAAGGAGCACAUUAUCGGCCCGGAGAAAGUUGUCACACAGCUAGCGUGGUCGGAGCCAGAUAACAAGAGUACCUCCAACAGCGAGUGACUCUGUGUUCCGCCUAGGCGAGGACGGACGAGGCGGGCGGACACAGGCGAGCCUAGGGACGAGGUGAGGAUUUGGAUGGCAUCUGCCAGAAAACCCAAAGAGACAUGAGCUGGGAAUACGUUUGGAUAUCAUGUCUUGACUACAGAUGACUUAUUAUCCGCGGAUAAACUGCAGCGGCACGUCAGAACUAAAGGCCUCCUCUGAUGGAGCACUGUGCUCUCUAAUCCAGACAGAGACCUCCCCGACGGGCAGUGACGAGCUACGGCAAAGGGACGCUUUAUUCACAAUUGAAGGGAUUUAUGGGAUCACAAGUUUCCUCUGAUGAGAUGAGUGUGCGUGCUGGCCAGGGCAGUGAUGAGGUGCUGGUUUCACAGGCGGUGUGGGAUUACCUGGCUGCAGCUGGGCGGCCCUGGCUCAUUGACUUCCAGCUCAAGCAGGGGAUGAGUGCUGGUAUCAUUAGGCGAGGGGAGAGGGGGGGCUGCUGCGCUGUGAGGCUGCAGCCGGUGGAGGGCUUCAGGAACGGUGGCGCUGGGGUGAUGGAUGGACCCAUCUCUAGCGAGACACGGAAAGCUUUCAUUGACUUAUGCCGCUGCGCCCGCAAAGAAAUGAGCAAACAGGACGGGGGACCCAAGAGGAAGAGGGCUCUGCUGCCCUGUGUGGGAGUCCUGGAGCCAAACGGAGAGGGGAGCCUGCUUCAGCCUCCACCUCCACAGCCUCGGCGCUCCCAGAGACAGCAGCAGCGGUUCAGGAAGCCUGCUGAUGAGGAGGCCUGCGCCAUGCUCCAUGAGGCAGCCCAGAGGAAGGACAUGGACCCCAGCUUGGCUUCCCAUAAUGAGGCAGAGGACAACAGUACUUGUUCAAUCUGUAUGGGGGACAUAGUGGAAAAGACUACUUUGGAGAGGUGUGGCCAUUCAUUCUGUCGCUCUUGUCUGGAUCAAGCCUUUAAGGUGAAGAAAGCGUGCCCCGUGUGUCGGCUAGUGUACGGCCAGCUCAUUGGGAACCAGCCUGCUAAUGGUACAAUGAUCGUAGAGCGAGAUUCUGAUCUGGAGCUUCCUGGCCAUGAAGGCAGUGGGUGCAUCUGCAUCAUCUACAGCUUCCCUCCUGGCCUCCAGGCGCCAGAACACCCCAACCCAGGUGUUCGGUACCCAGGAACAGACCGCGUGGCCUACCUCCCUGGCGGCCCUGAGGGAAACCGUGUGCUGGGUCUGCUGCGCCGGGCCUUUGAACAGCGCCUUAUCUUCACCAUCGGUACCUCCAUGACUACGGGCAUGCAAAAUGUCAUCACCUGGAAUGACAUUCACCACAAGACCUCAAUAUGGGGUGGGCCCCGCUGUUUUGGCUACCCAGACCCCACUUACCUGGUGCGAGUGACAGAGGAGCUCAGAGAAAAAGGCAUCACGGCAGACUGACGGCAGCGCAGUGACUCUUUCAAGACUUUGUAGGACUUUCCGAGUGUCCUUGCAGUGGGCAUGACUCGGCUCCAGGUUGUGCUCCGAGUCCCGUAAGGGAAGGCUGAAGACGAGGCCGUCGCCAGGCAGGCGUCUACCGCUGCAGCAGAGCCCUCUUCCCUCCACUACUUGUUCCUCUGUUUGUUCAGUUUUCCUGCAUAGCUCAUCUUAUUCCCGUGCUACAUGUGGAAGAAAAUACUUUGAGUGCAGUGCAUUCUUGUAUUACACAAUCCUCUACCUGUCACUGUUGGCCACAGGGCCUAUAUCUGAUGCACUUAGUUAGGAGCAUCGUGUUGCAGUUCAUGGUACCUGUAUAUUAUUUAGAACAUUUAAGUUCUAUCUUUAUAAAAACGGUUAUAUUAAUGUUCAUUUCUAUUUUGGGGAUUACGUUUUAUCUCUCCAGUAACUUUUAAGUAAGUCUCUAAUUUGCUUUCUAAUGACCUGUUGUAAGGAUAAUAUUUGUUGGGUUAUAUGACAAAAUAGUGUUGCUUUAGUAGAAAGUAUUCAUUUUCUAAGUUAUUGCAAUCUAAAGCACUCGCAGGCACUUUUGUAAGGGAGUUUGUAUUUCUUUUUUCCCCUCAGUGAAGUCCGUCAUGGUUGUUGGUUCCUCCGUGUGGAAGAGCCCUCGAAGCAAACGGGUUCGUGCAGCUAUCGGCUAUUAGCUUGGUGGCUACAAGUUGAUGUCAAUUGCUUGGAACUCUUUUGCGUGCAAUUAUUAUUAUUUUUGUUCUUCCAUGUUACCUAAAUAGGAAGAAUGUUAAACUAUGGCUCACUGCAGCACUUUUCUUUUCUUACAUGCAAUAGGAUGUUCCCCUGGGUUGUAUUUCUUUCAUUCAUUUGGUCAGUCCUGUUAUUCGAAGAUGGCUCCCAAGUGUUGAGCCCGUUUUACCUCAGUUGUUAAGGAGCUCAUUUAAUUACCAGAUUUAUGACGAUGUCAAAUAUAAAAGGGCAUAGAGACCACUUAAACCAAAUCAAAGGCACAACAGCUCUUUAAAUAUCUAUGCCUCUGUCCCUGUCAAACUUUGAGAUUUGCCUGCUAAUGUUCUCAUUUAAAAUGAGGUAACUUGUGAAUUUGUUUUAUCUAAAUGGAUAAUCUACGACACACAUUGAAAAAAAUAAUUAAAGAAAAUGUUGUAGGAACAAUUUAUCUCAUUUAGGUUGGGGUGUUGAUCUCAUUUUGUUGUGCCUUUCUUAUAUUCACUUUUGAUAAACAUCAAGCAUGUUAUUAAUGAAUCAGUUUGGACAUAUUUUGGUAUUAUUUCAUAGCUAAACAACAUGUUUAUGUAGCUGUACUAUCUGGCUUUAAGUACAAAUACUACGCAGUUCAUGAAAAUACGGAUUAAAUGAACUUCUCCUUCAUAAACAUUCUCGAGUCCAAAUGCUGAAAACCCUCCGACUGACAACGCUGUCUGUGUAAAAGUGCUUUUGCUAAGUCCAGUAACCUGCUUGGCGAGUGCGGCAUGUGUCCUUAAUUUGAGUGGUCAGAUCCUUACAUCAAAUCCCCUUUCGUAUGUUUUCAUCCCCUUUGUAUUUUAGUUAGGGACCAACUGAAAUAUUUUUGGGACACAGGAUUGUAGUUCACUAAAGCUACUGUGCAAACAUUUCUAUGCAUUACAUGUCCGAGGAGGAGCCAGGAGAACGAAUAGUUGGAGAGAUUUCACAUAUUACAACUGGAUUGUCAAGGAAGAGUUGCAGUUUUGCUUUUUCUAAUUGUGUUGAUUCGUACUUUGUUGAUAUUCUGAAUAAUGUGCUUUACAUUUUAAUACUUGAAUAAAAAGUUAUGUUUUG
Messenger RNA from Pseudoliparis swirei, 3454 nucleotides. It is a transcript of the gene dtx3, whose product is annotated as deltex E3 ubiquitin ligase 3. The coding region runs from base 518 to 1627 and encodes 369 amino acids. Gene Ontology annotation, biological process: protein ubiquitination; Notch signaling pathway. The record is from RefSeq and is a predicted model, not a curated record. The transcript is spliced from 5 exons. NCBI's taxonomy places the organism in Eukaryota, Metazoa, Chordata, Actinopteri, Perciformes, Liparidae.